This is a messenger RNA of Platichthys flesus (European flounder), 2479 nucleotides long. It is a transcript of the gene inhbab, whose product is annotated as inhibin subunit beta Ab. The coding region runs from base 393 to 1568 and encodes 391 amino acids. The record is from RefSeq and is a predicted model, not a curated record. Gene Ontology annotation, biological process: BMP signaling pathway; SMAD protein signal transduction. Gene Ontology annotation, molecular function: growth factor activity; hormone activity; cytokine activity. Gene Ontology annotation, cellular component: extracellular region. Lineage: Eukaryota; Metazoa; Chordata; Actinopteri; Pleuronectiformes; Pleuronectidae. The transcript has 2 exons.
CCAGGACCAUAGCGAACCAGUCUGAGACCAGGACCAGAACCACCUUUACCACAACCCCAAGGACUAGAACCACCAGGACAAGAUAGAAACGACAGAAGCUCAGAGAACUAGAUUUAGGAACAGAUCUGCAACAAUCAACUAAUCAGGAGCUGACUGAGGACCAGAACCAGAACCUGAGACUCAUUUACAGUUUAAGGUCUUUAACAGUUUCUUGCAGAACUCUGUUUCUGUUCUUUGUUUCCACUUUUUAAAUCAUCAGAGACUUGACUGAUUCAACUGAUAUUGGACUCCGCUGAGUCACUGAGGAUUCGAUCUAAGGGAUUCAGUGAGUCUCUUUAGCAGGGACGGACAUUCAGUCUGCUGUUUCCACUGACUCUGAGUCAGAGCCUGUCAUGUCUUCUCUGUUCUUCUUUGUGGCUGUCAUCUUCCUUGUGGAUUCCUCUCCGGCGGUCUCUCCGGCUCCUGAGGUGGAUUUGGUGUCCUCCAGUGACUGUCCGUCCUGCUCUUUGUCUCUAACGAAGAGGAACAUCUCUUCAUCAGGAGGAGAGAGUGACGUGGUGAAGGCGGUGAAGCGUCACAUUCUCAACAUGCUGCACCUGAGCACCCGACCCAACCUUACGCAGCCGGUCCCUCGUGUCGCGCUGCUCAACGCCAUCAAGAAGCUGCACGUGGGCCAUGUGACCAAAGACGGCAGCAUUGAGAUCCAGGAGGAGGGCUGGGCACCUGGGGCUCCAACACCACCUGAACCUCCAUCGGAAAUCAUCAUUUUCGCAGAGCCCGGUGACUCUCAGAACAUGAUGACCUUUGACAUCUCGAAGGAGGGCAGUGGCUCAGCGGUGGCGGAGCAGGCCAAUGUCUGGAUCUUUCUGAAAAUGUCAAAGGGAAACCGAGUGAAGCGCAAAGUGUUGCUGCGGCUGCUACAGCAUGACCACGACAAAGACACGGAGCAGGAGUGUGUUUCAGAGAAGAUGGUGGACACCCGUCGUAGCGGCUGGCACACUCUCUCCAUCCCUCACAUCGUUCAGAGCCUGUUGGAUGGCGGCAGCCGCUCCCUCAGCCUGAGGGUUUCCUGUCCGCUGUGUGUCGAGGCUGGAGUCUCACCUGUCCUGAUGCCUGCCAACAGCGAGCGAGCAGGAGGUCGAGACCAGUCUCAUCGACCGUUCCUCAUGGUGGCUCUCCGAGCCCAGGAGGAGGCCACGCAGCGACGAGUCAAACGAAGUCUGGAGUGUGAUGGAAAAAUACGUGUUUGCUGUAAAAGACAGUUCUUUGUGAACUUUAAAGACAUUGGCUGGAACGACUGGAUUAUUGCUCCAUCAGGUUAUCAUGCCAACUACUGUGAAGGCGACUGUCCGAACCACAUGGUGAGCCUCAGCAGCUCCUCGCUCUCCUUCCACUCAACGGUCAUCAAUCAUUAUCGCAUGAGAGGCUUUGGUCCGUUUCAAAAUAUCAAGUCCUGCUGCGUGCCAAUGAGGCUGCGCGCCAUGUCCAUGCUUUACUACAGCGAGGAGCAGAAAAUCAUCAAGAAGGACAUUCAGAACAUGAUCGUGGACGAGUGCGGCUGCUCGUAAACAUGACGUUAGAAACACUCUGAAGACAAACACAUCACAUCAGCACUUUCACAUAAAAGAUUGUUAAAAAAACUAUUUAUGUUUAGUGAUGACAUUGUUUUUCUUAUUAUGAGAAACUGUUUUCCACAUUGGAACAACCCGAAAAUAUUAUGCAACAAAUGUGUCCUGUCUUCAUACUUGGUUUGUCCGAUGUUUUUCAUGUUUUAUAUUGUCAUAGAAAAUGUGAGGGAAUUCUUUUUGUUGAUGAUGAAUUGAUGACUGCUUCAACUUGUCUAAAAAAAUCUCUACUGUUACUUGAAGAAAUGUUGUUAAACCAGCUGUUGGAGCCAAACAUAACUCUUAAAUAUUAUUGUUAUUAUUAUUAUAAUUAUUAUUUUUGAAAAGUAGAGAUUCCUUCAAAUGUUGUAUCAGCUACGAAGUGAGAAGGUUAAGACGAGAGCCAAAGACAGAUGAUGCUGAAGAUGAAGAAGAUACAUUUUUCUGAAAUAUAAACAAAAACGUCAGUCAGUGAACGAGUGUGUCGGUUAAGAAAUGUGAGAAAGUAAACGAGUGUGAUUCCAUUUUACGACUGUGAAUCAGAUAAUGUGUGUUAGUUGUUUAAUGAAUGUAAGUCCGUUAACAAGUGUGAGUCAUUUAAUGUGUGUUAGUCUGCUAACGAGUGUUAGUCACAAGUCUGAGUUGGUAAACACGUGUGAGUAAGGUAAUGAGUGGGAUCAGUUAAAGUGUGUGACUCAGUUCAUCAUUAAUCAGCAACUUUGAGAGCUUUGAAAAAUGCUAUAUAAAUACGAUGAAUUAUUAUUAUAAUUUUUAAAAUAACUGUCCGUUUUUAUCGUUUCUUCCAGAUUUAAAAAAACAACUGAAUUAUCAAAUCGUAUAACUCUUUCUUUGUAUGACCCUGUUGUUCUUCUGUG